This is a messenger RNA of Colletotrichum karsti, 750 nucleotides long. RefSeq lists its product as uncharacterized. Gene Ontology annotation, biological process: DNA-templated transcription. Gene Ontology annotation, molecular function: zinc ion binding; DNA binding. The coding region runs from base 1 to 750 and encodes 249 amino acids. The transcript is spliced from 3 exons. The record is from RefSeq and is a predicted model, not a curated record. NCBI's taxonomy places the organism in Eukaryota, Fungi, Ascomycota, Sordariomycetes, Glomerellales, Glomerellaceae.
AUGUUUCCUUCGUCAGAAGAAGCAACGCAGGCCGCUCUUGCUUGGUUCAAGUCUGCGCUCAACAUCCUCGAUCAAUCCCAGCAAAUUGCGUACGGUAGUCUUGAGGAGGUCCAGGCCAGAGCUAUUAUCGCGUAUCUCAUGUACAACUUUGAGGGAUGCUCAGGUCGCUUCAGAUUUCUGCAUUCUUGUUCACUGGCAGCGGCUCGAGAAGGCUGCGUGCAUUUGGUCGAUAGUCCAAGCAUGGAACAGCAAGAUGACGCCAUUACCAAGGAAAUCAAAAGACGACUGUGGUGGCACAUUGUUUCGACUGACUGGAUGCUUGGUCUCAUGGGAGGACCAACAGACGGCACAUAUAGCGCGAACCCGAAACAAAUGAACGUCAAGUAUCCGCGUAACAUCGGCGACGACGAUGCAAGUCUUUCAGACGAAGCAGUGAACCAUCCGUCGGAAACACCAACACCACUAUCAUGCUUCCUCCGAAGAAUCGAACUUGCCGAAAUUACUCGAUCUAUUAUCGACGCUAGAGCCGCUGGUCACCCCGACGCUGAGAUCACAGACUAUGAGCGGGUACUUGACCGGAUGGACCGAUACCUCCAGGAGCACCUCGGCAUCUUGCUCUUCAAAGAGACGUUGUGCUCCUCGGGUUUUACUCUCGACGUGCCCGCCUUCAUCGCCCAUUUCUUCUCCACGACACACAGGACGCCUCGUAUCAACCUUCACGAGAAAUCUGCCUCCGUUCUGCUCGUAUAG